This is a messenger RNA of Aphanomyces astaci, 827 nucleotides long. RefSeq lists its product as hypothetical. The transcript has a single exon. Bases 1 to 663 code for a protein of 220 amino acids. Gene Ontology annotation, molecular function: oxidoreductase activity. The record is from RefSeq and is a predicted model, not a curated record. Lineage: Eukaryota; Oomycota; Saprolegniomycetes; Saprolegniales; Verrucalvaceae.
AUGGCAGCAGUGAAGAAGGCAUUGCUAAAGGUGGACUUUGUGUCGGACAUCUCAUGUCCAUGGUGUGUGGUCGGCCUCAAGUCACUCGAGCAAGCACUUGCGCGUCUUCCCAACAUCAACGUGGACCUGCACUUUGAGCCGUUCGAGAUCAACCCGACCAUGGCCAAGGAAGGCGAAGAGAUUAACGAGCAUUUGGCGCGCAAGUACGGAAGUUCGCCGACCCAGCUCGUGCAGAAUCGCGAGCGCAUCCGCGUCCGUGGCGAAGAACUGGGCUUUACGUUCACGCUGAGCGCCGGCGGACGGAUUUACAACACGUUCGAUGCACAUCGCCUCAUCCACUGGGCAGGCACGAAGGGCCCCGAGGCCCAACACAAGCUCAAGAUGGGACUCUUCACCGAAUACUUUACCCACGGAAAAGACCCUAGCGCCGAGUCCGUCCUCGUCGACGCCGCCGCUGCCGCGGGCUUGGACAGCGAGGAAGCGCGGUCGGUGCUCACGAGCGGCCAGUUUGCCACCGACGUCAAGAAAGCGGAGGCCAAGUGGCGGUCCAUGAACAUCUCUGGCGUCCCCGCUGUGAUCAUAAACAACAAGCACUUGAUUUCAGGUGGACAGCCAUCCGAGGUAUUCGAGCAAGCGCUGCGUGAUAUUGCCGCCGAAGAUUAACCUACUAGUUACGUUACGAAUUCCUGUACAUCUUAACUGACCUGUGGUAUCAGCAAACAUACUUCACGUGUAUAGUACUACUAGUAGUUCGAAAGGGAAACAGUGUUACUACUACUAGUAUAGCUAGCGCUGUUAGUGUCAAUAAUAUAUAUACACAUGUGUGC